Rhipicephalus sanguineus (brown dog tick) is the source of this 991-nucleotide messenger RNA. Its product is annotated as vacuolar protein sorting-associated protein 26C. The coding region runs from base 87 to 977 and encodes 296 amino acids. Lineage: Eukaryota; Metazoa; Arthropoda; Arachnida; Ixodida; Ixodidae. The record is from RefSeq and is a predicted model, not a curated record. Gene Ontology annotation, biological process: intracellular protein transport. The transcript has 8 exons. Gene Ontology annotation, cellular component: endosome.
GCUAAUCCGAGCCAAGCACAGCCAGCUGUUGGCGUCUGAACUGUAGUGUUUACGCCCACAGGAACGAAACUUGAAGUUCAGAGACCAUGACUACGCUGGAUAUUCGGCUAAAGAAAGUGAAUAAGGUCUACCACGAAGGUGAGACAGUGGCUGGAGUGGUGAUAGUGGAAAGCAAGACAGAGACCAAGCAUGAAGGCCUUACAUUGUGGCUUGAGGGCACCGCCAGCAUGCAGCUCAGUGCCAAGAAUGUUGGAAUUUUUGAGGCAUUCUACUCGUCGGCCAAGCCCGUGCAGCUUAUCGGCUACUCCCUCGAGAUAGCCAAGGCUGGCCGCCUGCCCGCCGGCCGCACUGAACUGCCCUUUGAGCUUCCCUUGAGGCCUCGUUCGGGACGAACUUUGUACGAGACUUACCAUGGCGUUUUCAUCAACAUCCAGUACCUCUUACGAUGCGAGAUGAAAAGAUCGUUGCUGAGUAAGGAUGUUCAGAAGACACUUGAGUUCAUUGUCGAGCUGCAGGAAGGCGCCGAGAAGGCAACGCCAGUUCCGGUUAACAUCAACAUAACGCCAGAGUCACUACAAAAUGUUCGAGAUCAUUCACGAGUGCCUCGGUUCCUCAUCAAAGGACGGAUUGACAGCACUUGCUGCUGCAUCACCAAGCCCUUCACUGGAGUGUUAUCCGUGGAAAGCUGUGACUCUGCCAUCCGGUCCAUCGAACUCCAGUUGGUGAGGGUAGAGACGUGUGGCUGCGCCGAGGGCUACGCCCGUGAUGCCACCGAAAUCCAGAACAUCCAGAUUGGUGAGGGCGAUGUGUGUCGAGGCAUUGACAUCCCCAUCUACAUGGUCUUCCCAAGGCUCUUCACCUGCCCCACGCUCAUCACCAACAAUUUCAAGAUAGAGUUUGAAGUCAACAUCGUGGUGGUGUUCGAAGAUGACCACCUGAUGACUGAGAACUACCCAAUAAAACUAACUAGAUUCUAGAAUUAGGUCUACCU